Balaenoptera ricei (Rice's whale) is the source of this 2926-nucleotide messenger RNA. It is a transcript of the gene LRRC19, whose product is annotated as leucine rich repeat containing 19. The transcript has 5 exons. Gene Ontology annotation, biological process: positive regulation of non-canonical NF-kappaB signal transduction; interleukin-8 production. Bases 69 to 1181 code for a protein of 370 amino acids. Gene Ontology annotation, molecular function: protein binding; signaling receptor activity. NCBI's taxonomy places the organism in Eukaryota, Metazoa, Chordata, Mammalia, Artiodactyla, Balaenopteridae. Gene Ontology annotation, cellular component: plasma membrane. The record is from RefSeq and is a predicted model, not a curated record.
UGGAAGAAAGAGAGUAGACUCCUUACACACCAGUCUCAGAGACAAAAGAAAAAGGAAAGGCUUGCAAUAUGAAAAUCACAAGCAUCACAAUCUUGUUUUGGCCGCUCUCCAUGCUAUUGUUAUCAGACGAAAGCCAGACGUCUAAAACCGAAGUCAAAUGUGAUUUCACUGCAAAGAAUUAUGCUUUGAUUCCAGCAAAUAUCAAUAAAAAUGUUACUAUACUUGACCUCAGUUAUAACCAAAUUACUCUGAAUGUUACAGAUACAAGAGUUCUACAGACAUAUUUUUUACUCACCGAGCUCUAUUUGAUUGAGAACAAUGUCAUUAUCCUACAUAAUAAUAGUUUUGGUAACCUCUCCCAUCUAGAAAUUUUAAAUAUCUGUAGAAACUCCAUCCACAUAAUUCAACAGGGUGCCUUUACAGGCUUAGAUAAACUAAAACAGUUAUAUCUCUGCCAAAACAAAAUAGUUCAACUGAAUCCUGAUGUAUUUGUGCCUCUAAAACACCUGAUACUAUUGAAUCUGCAAGGCAAUUUGAUAAGCUAUCUUGAUGUACCACAACUGUUUCAUCUGGAAUUCAUAAUUUUAUACGGAAAUCCAUGGAACUGCUCUUGUAGUCUACUGAAUUUGCAAAACUGGUUGAACACAUCGAAUGUGACACUAGAAAAUGAGAACAUCACCAUGUGCAGCUAUCCGGAUAUACUGAAGUGCUACAAUAUCAAAACAGUACCUUACAAGGCUGAAUGCUACUCAAAAUUUCCUUCAUCUAUAACUGAAGAUCUUUACAUUCAUUUUCAGUCCAUUAGCAAUUCAACAUUUAAUAGUUUUUUGAACAACUUAACAAGAAAUUCAGAACGUGAAUCUCAAGGAAAAAGCUGGGCUUUUCUUGUCAGUGUUGUAGUCACUGUACUGAUGACUUCACUCCUCAUUUCAAUUGCUAUCAAAUGUCCAGUAUGGUAUAAUUUUCUGCUUAGUUACAAUCAUCAUCGCCUGGAAGAGCAUGAAGCAGAAACCUAUGAAGAUAGUUUUACCGGAAAUCCAAGUCCUCCUCCACAGAUACCAGACACAAGCUACGCAGAAACUACAGUAAUAUUUGAACAACUACAUCAAUUUGUGGUAGAUGAUGAUGGGUUUAUUGAAGACAAAUACAUAGAUACUCAUGAAUUACGUGAAGAAAGUUAAUUUCUUUCAAUGUUUGAUUCUUUAAAAAAUGUUAACAGCUCACUCACAGUUCAGACAUGGAGAUUUUGAUAUAUGACAUACUGAACUAUAGCUAGUAGACCAUCAUAUUAAUUGCAACACACAUAAAUAUCACAAAAUUAUGCUCUUCUCAUUGGCAUUGUGCAAGUAGGUCCAAAUACAGUAACUGCCACUCCUUGUUAGCUAACAGUUAAAAUACUAGCAUUACUAUUCUCAGCAGUAUUCAGGGGACCAUACAUAACAGUAGGAAAAGGCCUAAGGUAAAUUAUUCAUUAAUUAAAAUGAACAGAUUUUCAUAUUAGUCAGAUAUGUGAUGUAAUACAUAUUAAAGUUUUACUGAUUGGAAUCAGUAAAGAAAUAAAGAUUUUGGAAUUUUAUCACAAGUCAAAGUGAAGAACAGAGAUAGUUUAAACUGACAACACACUAAGGUUGAUUUUAUGCCCAUAGAAUGAAUUCAUGGAAUUGGAAAAUGCUUUUUAAAUUUUUUUAAAUGCUUCCUGAAUUGGCACAACAAAUUUCUGAAAAUUUAGUAGUGAUUUAAAGCACAGGUACAAUGUCCAGGCACAAUCUCUUGAUUUUUGUUACAAAGAAAGACUGUCAUCAAAAUGCAUGACUGUCACAAUUGAAUAAUAUGGUGGCUUCCAAAGUGGGAAUCAUCUAUGAAUCUUGUUUUUAAAAAUACCUAUUUCUGCCUCUCUUUAGGAGAUUUUUAUUCAAAUGAUUCUGUGCUGUGGCUGAGGAAUCUUCAGUUGGUCCGUGGUCAGUUCUUUGGGAUGCUGUAGAUAGAGCAAUGUUUCCCAAACUGUCUUCUAGAACAUUAACUUCCAGAGAGACAUUCAGAAGUAUUUACAGGGUGGGGGAUUAAAAGGUACAUGGUCAAACUACUAUAGAAUUACUAGGAAAUACUGGGUUUAAACAAAGUCAAACAAGUUUCUUUACUAUAGGACUUACCCAAGGCUUUACUAAACUAAACUGCUCUCUGCUCUUCAAGAGCAAAAUAUUAAGAAUUUGCCAAACUUCUUGACAACAAAACCUUUUCUUUGAUGUAUAGCUACUAAUAGCUCAUAGGACAAUAAUGGUCCAAAGAACACUGGCCUUGAGACUAUUAUAGGAAGAGUCUAAAGUGAAUUAUUUGCCAAUUCCUUAUAAACAAUUGGCUACAAUCAUAAUUUUAACAACUUACUGCAAAUAGUGGCAUUAAAAACUGUAACAAAAUCUAUCAUUUUUACCUUCCAUAUGUGGGAAAAUUUAGUAUACAGUAUUUAUACCUUUUAGAGAAAGGAAUAUCUCUAAAACACUGAAAUAUAUUUAUGGAUUAAAUAAUAUGGGGUUUAAAAUUUUCUUCAUCAUUAUACAGGGAAGGGAACAGUGUCUAGUGGUGUGGAUGGAGCAGGGUUGGAUAAAAGCUGAUGGAGAUGGGUGCAUAGGAGUAAAAUACACUAUUUAAUUUUUGUGUAUGUUCAAAUUUCUCGGUAACAUAAAGUUUUUAACACAUGUACAUACCUGAUAAUUUCUUAGAAAAAAGAGACUAAAAAUAAUGUAGAUGUACAUUAUAUCCUAAAAACAGUCAUUUUUAAGGUUAUAUCAAUAGUAAAUUCAGUUCAAAUGUCUACUGAGGAAAAUAAAAACUGUUUUGGAUGAUACACCCUGUGAAAUAAAAGAACUGACUCAUUUGUCAUGUGCAUUGUAUUUAUAGGAACAUGUUUUCAAUAAAAGAUAUAAAUGUC